Emiliania huxleyi CCMP1516 is the source of this 1722-nucleotide messenger RNA. RefSeq lists its product as hypothetical. Gene Ontology annotation, molecular function: oxidoreductase activity. NCBI's taxonomy places the organism in Eukaryota, Haptophyta, Isochrysidales, Noelaerhabdaceae. The record is from RefSeq and is a predicted model, not a curated record. Bases 1 to 1722 code for a protein of 573 amino acids. Gene Ontology annotation, cellular component: cytoplasm. The transcript has 5 exons.
AUGGGCUCCGGCGGCGCGGUGGAGGCGCGCGCCGCGUGGCUGGGCGGCGGUGUGGCUCGCCACGACUUGCUCGCCCGCGUGGAGCACCUGGCCGCCAAAGACGAGCGCGGCUCCCUCGGCGACGACAUCAAGGCCACCCUCCGGGCCUCAGUGGCCGCAGGGCUGCGCGCGGCCAACGCCACAGAUGAAGGUGGCGCUCCGGUUCGGAACGCCGACCUACGACUCGUCACCAUCGACAUUGGCGUACCGGCCUGGAUGAAGGCAACGCUCACGCCGGCGCAGCUCGAGUCCUACUCGUACACGUGCGCGCCCUUUCCGCCCUUCUCGCUCGCCUACAUGCAGAUGAACCGCUGGCGCGUCGCAGCAGGAGCGGAGGCGCUCUCAGCCUCGGCCCGGCGCUCUUCGACCGCCGCUCUCUCGACAAGACCGUACGACGCGGUCGUGGUUGGCGCCGGCAUCGUGGGCGUGACGACGGCGCACGCGCUCUGUGCGGCCGGCCUCCGCGUCUGCGUGAUCGACCGCCACUCGCACGUGGCCGCCGAGACGUCAUGGGUCUCCUCGGGCCAGCUGGAGCCGGUGCGGGUGGACCACAUGCGGGCGUACUCCGACCCGGCAGCACUCGGCGUGCGCGGCCUCUUCCGCAUCGCCACCGGCUUCCCGCGCUGGACGAUCAACUACCUGCUCUACGCGCUCCGCUGCCGCCUCGUCGACGGCGCAGCCGACCAGAUGACAGAGGACAUCAGGGCGAUGGGGCGCGCGUCGAUCGCGGCGGCACACGAGUUCGAGAGGGCGAUGCCGGGCCGCUCAGGCUUCCGCUUCGGCCGCUCGACCAUCACGAGCGAGUGCUCCUUCCCGCUCGACCCCACCGACCCCGCGAUGCUCGCGCGCACGCGGAGCGGCUCCGCCGAGCCCGCCGUCACCUUCCGGGCACACGAGGUUGCGACCGGAUCCCCGUCCGACCUGUGCGAGGCGCUCGAGGCGGACCACCGCGCCGAGGCGCUCGAGGCGGACUGCCGCGCCCGAGGCGCCGACUUCCGGUACGGCUGCGAGUACUUGGGGCCGGCUGGGCCGGCGGCCGAGCCGGGCGGCGGCGGCGGCGGCGGCGGCGGCGGCGGCGGCGGCGGCGGCGGCGGUUCGGUGCUGACCAGCCAGGGCGAGAUCGAGGCGGAGGCGGCCGUCUUUUGCACCGGCAUCGCCUCGGACCGCUUCUUCCCCUGCCUGCCAAUGUGGGGCCUGAUCCGAGAGUACUGCUUCGACAAGAGUGGCUCGCGCGGUCUCUUCGGCUCGGAGGACAUCCUCGUCAGCACGCUGCCGGCGCCCAAGCCGGGCCAGCAGAGCUACGUCGUCGUGCUUGAGCACAGGGCGAGGCGGGUGCUGCGGCUGGGCGGCGGCGCGGAGGUAUCGGCGACGCCGCCGCCGCUGGAGGCGUUCAGCGCCAUCCUCGACCGAGUGGGCGGGCUCGGCCAGCCGCUGCGCGACUGGAUCGGCUGCAGGGCGGUGUCGCCGGACGGCUGUCCGGUGGUUGGGCGGCUGCCUGGCUCGAGCCACAGCUAUAUCAACUCCGGCCAGUCCUUCUGGGGCUACACCCUCUCCUUCGCCAGCGCGCGCUUGCUCGCGGACCACAUCGCAUAUGGAGCGCCCAUCCCCCGCACCUUUGACCCCUCCCGCUUUGUGCUGGCGAGGAGCGGAGCGGGCUCUGGAGCGAGCGAGCGCUCAACUUAG